AUGGACUCGGCCGCCCCCGCGCUUCCAACUCAGGGCCGCGACCUGCUCCUCACCGCCCUCUCCACCUCCUCCACUGCGUUUGGCGCUCCCCACUCCGCCCCCACCAACAUGGACGACAUGCUCAUGGCCUCGUCCUCCGCCUCCACGUCCGCCGUCCUGACCCACGAAGUGCACUGGGAAGGGUACGUGCGUAAAAAGGGCGACUGGCUCCCUCGCUGGGAGGAGCGGUACCUCAUCCUGGAUGGCCCAACGCUGACGUACUACAACUCGAAGGAAGACGCGCGGAGUGCGCGGAAUCUCCGCGGUCGCAUGCUGUUGCUCAAGGUCCGCCCGGAGAAUUACGGCAAAGCGCACGGCUUUUUCCUCGAGACGCAGAGUCACAAACACUUUCACUUGUGCUGCUCUUCCGAGCUGGAGAAGGACAUGUGGGUCGAGAUGAUGCAAGCAGCUAUUGAAGAAGGCACGAAGCACGGCGGAACGCUCUCGAUGGAGGGACUCGAGGCACUGCAGAUACAGUCGAGUCCGACGCAAGUGGAUCUCCGAGGCUUUUACUUUGCUUUCCGCCAAUUGCUCAUCUCCCACUCGUCGUCGCCGCAGUUUUUCCCGAAAUUGUCGAGAGACGUGGUUCUCACGUCGAAUUACGCACCGACCGUGCCCUUCUGGGGGGAGUACCAUGGACUUGACGGUGUGCUGCAUUUCUUUUCCAUCUUGUACGAGACAGUGGAGAUUACGGCCUUUUUUGUGACGGAUAUCGCGCAAGCGAAGGAAGGGUGUACGGCUGUUGUUGCGGGUCGAGAGACCAUGAAGAAUCGAGACAAUGGACGCAAGUUCACACAGCAGUGGCAGCACACGAUCGAGUUUGCACCGGACGGACGGGUCAAGAGUCUGACUAUCUCGGCAGACCCGAUUGCUGCCUCGGCGGUCUUUGGCUGCAACGCGACGUCGAGUUUGUCGCUGCCGAUGACUGCAGUUGUGGGUAAUACAGUCCAUGACAAUCCGGCAGGAAGACUUCACGUUGUUGUGUUCCGUGGUGAGCAGAUUUCGGACCAGGGAUUCAUUGACGAGGACGAGCAGACGGACGGAUCGGGGGCUGACGACGACAAGCGGGCGUCGAUUCGUCGUAUUUUCUUGGGACUGCGCUUGGUGACAGAUGGAAAGACGAAUGUAUAUGCACCGACGGCGUCUGCAAACUGUGUGGCACGAACACGUACGUGCGACCCAGUGGAAGCGCGAGAUCCCAAGUGGAAUUCGAAGCAUGAGAUUUCAUUCGCUGGAUCUUCGAGAGGUAAGCCAUGCUUCAUCUUGAUUGAAGCGUGGGAAGUGAUGGACGGCGAUGGAACUGUCGAGGCUUUAGAGCAUGUCGUUGGUGUUGCUAAGGUGAAUCUUGCGCCAUUUCUGGCGUUGGCCAGUACAUCGCGAACAGUUCGGGAGAGUGUGAUACACACUGACAUCGCUCGAGGUGCUGUCCCGCAGUGGUACACGUUAUUGUCUGCGAACGAGGCCAAGUUUACUUGUGGACGAGUACAGCUCAGCAUCAGCUUUGAAGCUUCAAUGGCCUCGUUUGCUGCGAUGUCUCGCUCAAACCUUGCUGCGUCGAGAAGCGUUAUUGAGGCGAAUUCGCCCGAUUUGGAUCCGAAUGCGCCAACGCCGCAUGUGCGUCCGUCAGGAUCAACAGCGCAGUCGAUGAGUCACCGCGUUGCGCUGGCCCGUGGUUGUUCUUUCCGCGAUAUCAAGCGAGAUAAUCAUCAGUUUCGGGUGGGAAACACAAACUUUGAUGUUCCGAAGCGUUAUCAAAUGAUUAAGGCGGUGGGUCAAGGUGCAUACGGCUGUGUGAUUGCUGCUAGUGAUACGGAGACGGGUCAAGCACUAGCGAUCAAGAACAUCCCGAACGCUUUCAAUGAUCUCAUUGACGCAAAGCGCAUCCUGCGCGAAAUCCGUCUGAUGCGCCAUUUGAACCACCCGAACUUGGUGAAUUUGCUCGAUCUGCUUCGGCCCCCGACAUUGCAAGAGUUCAAUGACGUUUACAUUGUGACAGAUCUUAUGGAAACCGACCUGCAUCGUGUUAUCCAUUCGAAUCAAUCGAUUAGCGAUGAUCACGUGCAGUAUUUCUUGUAUCAGAUGCUGGUUGCUAUCAACUACGUGCACUCUGCUGAGGUGCUGCACCGCGACUUGAAGCCAUCAAACAUUUUGGUCAACUCGGAUUGCGAUUUGAAGCUGUGCGAUUUUGGCCUCGCUCGUGGCAUUCAGGGCAUGGACUCGGGUCUUACAGAGUACGUCGUCACCAGGUGGUACCGCGCCCCCGAACUGCUGCUGUCAUCGAAGUAUGAUAAACAGAUGGACGUGUGGGCCAUUGGAUGUAUUUUGGCAGAGAUGCUUGGACGGCGGCCUCUUUUUCCAGGCCAUGAUUAUUUGCACCAGCUAAAGAUUAUCAUGGACGUUGUCGGGUCACCGUCAGAGGACUCGCUAGAUUUCAUCACUAACCCCAAAGCGAAGCGGUUUAUCUUGCGUCAGCCAAAAAAGCCGAAGGUACCGCUGUCAUCCGUUUACCCGCGUGCUACACCGCAUUGUCUUGAUCUGCUCGAGAAGAUGCUAAUAUUCGAUCCACGGAAGCGCAUUACGAUCCAAGAUGCCCUUGCGCAUCCGUACAUAAGCUUGGUGCGCGAUCGAUCCGUGGAGAAGACAUGUCCAUCGCCAUUUGAUUUCGCAUUCGAGAAUUCUGACUUGACUAAGCAGAAGCUGCAGGAAUUAAUUUUUGAGGAUGUUUGCGCCUUCCACCCGGACGCUCGCAUCCAUGAUCCAGUUGUACCAGCGACUGCUUCUGUCGUGAGCAAUGCUCCGAGUCGAUCUCAAGGCCACCCUAGAGCUGGUUCAAUUUCAGAUUCAAGCUCCAGGAGAUCAAACACGCCGGUCGCGGUUUCCGCCUCUGCUCAAGCUGUGGCUACAUUGAUGUCUGUGCCUCCCGCUCCAGUUUCGUUUGUGGACCCGCCGGGCCUGUCCGUUUUGGCACAGACGUCUCCAGUCGUGGAAGAUGCAAUGUCCAUUGAGCGACCAUUAGCGGAAGCACGAUCGUCUUCUUCGGUUGCAUUACUGGACCGUAAUGCGACGUGCGUUCAUGAAUCACGGGCCUCUGAGACACCUUUAGAGUCUCCGGUUACACCAAAAGCAUCAACGUUCGGUGCACCGAGCACGCUAGCUUCAUUGCCUUCAUUAGUGCCUUCAAUGUCAAAUGAAGCCAUGACACACGAGUCAACACUGGCACCUGUGCACGAACGAAGUGCUCAGGCAGAAAUUACCAUCGAGAUUAUGCAGACGCCAGCUCACACUGCCGAAAUGUCGACUGUAGCAGCAGCAGAAGCAUCUCUGGAUGACAUUGGAAGCACCCUUAUUCACAAUGUAUCAGUAACAGAAUCCGCGGUCGCGGAUGGUACCAACGAAGCCGCUGACCAUGACGUACCUGACAGCACAAGCAGCAACAGUAGCGGCAGCGAUGGCGAGGGUUUGCUUGCAAACGUGCACGAGUUUGACGGCGAAAGUGAGAUGUCGACCUCGCCGAAAAGACAGGUGCUGCAGCAGUCCAAGUCUCUCCUCACGCCGUCAUCAGUGGUGUAA
Molecule: messenger RNA, 3609 nt
Organism: Peronospora matthiolae
Lineage: Eukaryota; Oomycota; Peronosporomycetes; Peronosporales; Peronosporaceae
Source: the annotation of a GenBank genome assembly